AUGGAUCGGUCGCGUUUGUACAAAAAUAAGAGCAAAGACAACGAAGAGUUGCGGAGGCGAAGGAUUGAUCAAUCCGUAGAAUUGCGGAAAGCCAAAAAGGAUGAACAAUUGCAAAAGAGACGGAAUGUUUUAGAAGGUGUGGACGAGACAUCGCCACUGAAAGAGAAACAAACUCCGAGCACAGAAGCAAUAAAUUACGACAAAAUUGUGUCUGAGAUGGGUAGUCGAAGCCAGGAAAUUCAGCUGCAGGCCAUUCAGACUUGCCGUAAGACAUUGUCACGGGCGAAGAAUCCGCCUAUUGACGAAUUUUUCGAUCGUGGUGUUGUCGGUCUGCUUGCAGCUGCUCUUGACGCUAAAACCGACGCAAUAGUUUUCGAGGCUGCCUGGGCCCUAACCAACAUUGCAUCGGGAGAGUCCCAUCAUACGCAGGGUGUUGUUGACAGUGGAGCCUCUCCAAAGCUGAUACGCCUUCUUUUCCAUAAGGACAUACGGAUUGCGGAGCAGUGUAUCUGGGCCCUUGGGAACAUCGCCGGCGAUGGCACUUCUCAAAGAGACAUGCUCAUUCGUAUGGGCGUUGUGGAACCCACAUUGCGUCUUCUUGACCGAGCGUGGGACAGCCCUGGUGUCGUCGCCAACAUAGCAUGGAUGCUAUCAAACUUGUGUCGCAAUAAAAACCCACACCCUCCGCGCGAAACUGUACAAAAGCUCCUUCCAGUUCUAAAAAAAUUGUUGGGAUAUACCAAAAGCGUAGAUGUCGUUAUUGAUGCUGCUUGGGCGUUAUCCUAUGCGAGUGAUUCUGCGAAUGAUUUCAUCAAUGACAUUCUCGCUAGCAACUGCGUGCCGACUCUGAUCAAGCUGCUGGGAUCCGGAACGCCUGGAUUGAUAUCACCGGCUCUACGUGCGAUCGGGAAUCUGGUUUUGGGUGACGAUGACCAGACUCAAGUGAUCGUUGAUGCAGGGGUGUUGGCAUACAUACCCAAUCUGCUCAAUUCGGACAGGUCGAGCAUCAUUAAAGAGUCCUGUUGGAUGUUAAGCAACAUAACUGCUGGGAGUAUUCCCCAAAUACAAUCCGUGAUCGACGCAAACGUUGUCCCCCGUGUUUUGGAACUCGUGCUCAAGGAAGAAUUCAAGAUCCAAAAAGAGGCCUGUUGGGUCAUAAGUAACAUGAUCAACGGUGGCUCUCCCGAGCAACGAGCGUACCUCCUAAAUCAGAAUGUUCUGGCUGCCCUAAGCAGACUCUUGACAGUUUCUGAUGUUCGUGUUCUUGUCCUGGUGCUCGAGGCUAUCCGGCGGUUGUUUGAGACUGCAAGCGAAUUUGGACAGCUUGAGCAGUGCUGCCUGUCUCUAGAGGCCUGCGGAGGUUUGGACUCUCUUGAACAACUCCAGGACCACAGCAAUGAACAGGUUUACCAGGCAGCCUACGAUAUGAUCGUAACCUUUUUCAAUGAUGCGGGCAACUCCACCGCAGAAGCAGCCGAGGGCGAGGAGCCGAAUGUCCCCAACGACUCUACAGAAUUUCAUUUUGUUCCGCAACCGACACAGACCGGCUCUACAGAUUUCGAAUUUUAA
Molecule: messenger RNA, 1569 nt
Organism: Dibothriocephalus latus
Lineage: Eukaryota; Metazoa; Platyhelminthes; Cestoda; Diphyllobothriidea; Diphyllobothriidae
Source: the annotation of a GenBank genome assembly